Molecule: messenger RNA, 357 nt
Organism: Ambispora leptoticha
Lineage: Eukaryota; Fungi; Glomeromycota; Glomeromycetes; Archaeosporales; Ambisporaceae
Source: the annotation of a GenBank genome assembly
AUGGCCAUGGCAGCAUCGGCAAAGAACCGGAACGCCCGGUUACCACCUGAAGUAAACAGAGUGCUUUUCGUGAGAAACUUGCCGUUUAAUAUUACCUCCGAAGAAAUGUAUGAUAUAUUUGGAAAAUAUGGGGCUAUACGACAGAUUCGACUAGGAAAUGAAAAAGAUACCCGUGGCACAGCUUUUGUCGUAUAUGAAGACAUAUUCGACGCGAAAGCUGCCUGUGAUCAUUUGAACGGUUUCAACGUAAUGGGAAGAUAUCUAAUAGUGCUAUAUUAUCAACCGAACAAGGUCACAAGGAAGAUGAAUUUGCAGAAAAAAGAGGAAGAUCGUUAUGGUGUAGAUGAUGAGGAUUGA